Molecule: messenger RNA, 2198 nt
Organism: Coniophora puteana RWD-64-598 SS2
Lineage: Eukaryota; Fungi; Basidiomycota; Agaricomycetes; Boletales; Coniophoraceae
Exons: 5
Coding region: 668-2146 (492 amino acids)
Source: RefSeq, a predicted model, not a curated record
AAAAGGAACGCUACUGGUAUCUUGUGGGUUCGCUGCUUUCACUAUAUGGGCUGUUCAUUACACGCAGAAUAAGGAGCGCGAGGACAUGUACAAAGGCGUGCUCCGGGAUGACGAGCGGAGACGCGACAAGAUGCGACAACGGGAGGAGGAAUUCCGGAUCUCUCAAGAAAAGCGAGCAUUGUAUGAGCGUGGACAGAGAGUUGUCUCCGACGAAUCCGGUAUUUCAUGACAGUGCAGAGUAUGGGCUUUGGGACAUACCGGCGCCCAAGCUUUUCCGAUUCUCGCUUCCUCAAGAGGCCGAAGCUGGGGUCAGGCUUUGGUUACCACAUAUUCCCGCAUAGAGAAUUCAAUAAAGAUACACGAGAGGGCCCAGACGCUCGUGAGUUUGCACCUAUAUUUUGAAGUAAAUGCGUCAAAGCGACGCAGCGCAAGCAGAUUUAUACAAUAUUCAGUCGACAAGAGCUACAACUAGAGCCAGCUUGCAAGAUUCCGAGAAACCAGGAAGUAAGAGCAGAAAAACCCCUAUCGGCCCUGGUGCGCAUGUCGGACAUUGCCGAUGAUCUGCCGUACUGCCCGUAUUGCUCGGUAGCCGUCCAAUUUUUUUGCAACGCACCGCCAUCUUAUCGACAGGUCGAACGGCCUCGUAUUAGCUUACCACGACAGCUAAAUGCACAAGGCCCUGCUCAUCGACGAGCUGAUCCAGCUACUGUUCGACAUCUGUCUUGAGGACUCCAAGGGCACGCUCUGUUAUCUAGCAAGAUGUUGCAAAGCCUGGAAGGACCCUGCCCUCGAUCGCAUUUGGAGAAGGCUACCCUCUGCUGCCCCGUUGUUGGCACUUGUGCAGGACUCUGAGAACGCGGAGCCCACUACCCCAGUGUUUACAUCCUAUGCCAACCGCGUCAGACAUGUAACCCACCAGCAGGCGUCAUCCUGCGACGUCCCCUCGUUUUCCUGCAACGUCUCCGACUACGAACAAACCUUAAAGACAUAUUUAUCGAAGUUGGCCAGUGUCCGUGUCGAUUAUUCGAGUACCGGAACCUUGCACUCUCAUCUCAUGAUAUCGCCACGCCUUCAAAGGAUGGAGCUUGACCUCGGCUUCCGUAGAUCCACACGGACAUCUUCCAACGCCCUUCACGCCAGCUUUCUGUUGAAGGAGGCUGCUGCGAUUGCCUCCCUUGAACGCCUAUCUGUCCGUGGGAUUACGUGUCCUGCGGCCCUUGAUAACAUCUCUUCCGUGAAGACCCUGCGCGCCCUCUGUCUCCAUGUCUCCUGCCCCUCCAUGACAACGGCCCUCAUCUCCAUCGGGACCCUCCCUGCCCUCACCGAGCUCAAUAUCCAUACAGGCCACGUUUCAGCAGACGCAUUCACGCAGGCGUUCGAAGACAAGCGCCUCAACCGUUCCUCUUUCUUCCCCUCGCUCACGACACUCAAAAUCCGGGCAUCUCCCCAAGUGUUGGAGGCACUCGCCUCCCUGUUGGCACAGCACACACUCAAGGACCUCUCCAUAGAAGCCGAGCAGCCCGUCGGCCCCCCUUCUUCUUGGCUUUCUGCCUUUCAAGCUAUAUCCAGCAAUCUCUCCGAUACCCUAGACGCAUUGACCAUAGAGCAUUCCAUAGACUCCAUAGAAUUAGAACAGGCCGACGAUACCCUCCCUCCCGCAAAGUCCUGCCACUUCACCCUAGAAAACCUACGCCCACUAUCUAAUCUUCCUCUCCGCCGCUUCGUUCUUGAUAGCCUCCUUCCUCCUGACAUGACCGACUCCGACAUCGUGGAACUGGCUAAGUGGUGGCCCCGCCUCGAGCAUCUCGAACUUGGUCAUCCCGAUGCUCUCAACUCCGUUGAUGAGCAAUGGCAUAUCAAAGCGACCCCUUCCUCCCUAGUGUCUCUCGCUAGCGGAUGCCGGAACCUUGAACGCCUCGUGCUAAGCAUCGAUGCUUCACAUGACGUUUCUCGCUCGACUUCUCUGCGAAACCAUCCUCUUUCUCAUCUUACCAUUGGCUCUCGGUUACCUCCGCACCAGUCUGUUGAGGAGUUUGUGCGAUUGUCUUUUCCUUCCUUGACGGAAUUUCACCCGGGACUAGAGGACUUACAUGCAGAUUGCUGGCGCAACGUCUGUAGCUCAGUAGUGACAAACUACGAUAACUAGCGACUAUCAUCCACUUAAUACCAGGCUCUAUCCAUGGAUACAAAAUGAAUUC